This is a messenger RNA of Thecamonas trahens ATCC 50062, 1264 nucleotides long. Its product is annotated as cell division protein FtsZ. Lineage: Eukaryota; Apusomonadida; Apusomonadidae. The coding region runs from base 1 to 1209 and encodes 402 amino acids. Gene Ontology annotation, cellular component: cell division site; cytoplasm. The record is from RefSeq and is a predicted model, not a curated record. Gene Ontology annotation, biological process: cell division. The transcript has 2 exons. Gene Ontology annotation, molecular function: GTP binding; GTPase activity.
AUGGUGAGCAGCAGCGUUGUGGGAUGCGGGGCAUCUGUCCUUGCCUCUGACGCACCUCUUGCUGGUACCAACCUCACACCGUCCAUCCUGGUCGUCGGUGUCGGUGGCGGUGGCUGCAAUGCCGUCAACAACAUGAUCUCGCGCGCUCUCACAGGCGUCGACUUUCUCGCUUGCAACACCGAUGCUCAGAGCCUUGCUCAGAGCCUUGCCCAUCGGACACUUCAUCUUGGUCGUACUGGUCUGGGUGCUGGUGCCUCGCCGCGUGCGGGUUAUGAUGCCGCUGCCUUUUCCUACGACGCCAUCAUGGACGAGCUCAAGGGCAACAACAUGGUGUUUCUCACCGCCGGUAUGGGUGGCGGGACCGGGACUGGUGCGUCGCCGGUCAUCGCGGCGGCGGCGAGGGAGCUCGGCAUUCUCUCAGUCGGCAUCGUGACCAAGCCGUUCCCGUUCGAGGGCGGGCGGCGGCGGCGGCAGGCUGAGGAGGGUAUUAGCGAGCUGGAGAAGUACGUUGACACGCUGCUGGUCAUUCCCAACGAGAACCUGCUCUCGCUUGGGCGCAACAUCACCAUGGGCAACGCGUUCCAGGCUGCCGAUGGCGUGCUGUACGAGGGCAUCCGUGGCGUGACCGACCUCAUUGUCAACCCAGGCCUGGUCAACGUCGACUUUGCCGAUGUCACCACCGUCAUGUCCAAUAAGGGACGGGCCCUCAUGGGCUCGGGCGAGGCCGAGGGCGACGACCGCGCGUCGGUGGCGACUGCGCAGGCGCUGGCCAACCCUCUGCUCGAGAACGUCAACCUCGCCCAUGCCCAGGGUGUCCUCGUUUGCAUCUCGGGCGGCGAUGACCUGACGCUCUUCGACGUCUCCACAACCACAGAGACCAUCCGCGCCUCGGUCGACGACGACGCCAACAUCAUCUUCGGCUCGUCGUACGACCCGGCACUCCCGGAGGGCACCAUCCGCGUCUCGGUCAUGGUCACCGGCCUCGACCCAACGUUCAAGCAGCGCGUUGCCCCGGCGCCGGCGUCGGCCCCGAGCAAGUCGGCCAUCGCCCAAGGCGUCCUCACCUCGGCCGCCAAGCCCGCAGAGCCGACCGCCGCCAAGCCUGCUGCCUCCAAGUCGCGUGCCAAGCCGGUCGAGAUCUCGUCGAUCGGCCAAUCGGUCUCAGACAACGCCAAGAGCAUGUGGGCUUUCCUCAAGCGCCAUGCCUAGACCGGCACGCAGGCCGACGCAUACACAACACUUCUCUUCUCUUUGACUAAACCCC